AUGGCCCAGCAACCAUCAACUCCGCAGCCGGGCGGCUUCUUUCCGCAGACCGGCCUGCCCUCUCCCGCCCCGUCGUCCGCGUCCUCUCGAGCAGCAAGCAGCCUCCCGCAUCCCCGCCGGCGCGCCCUCGCACCGGGCGGCAACAAGGAGGACCUGGUCCGCCGCUACGCCGAUGAGCGGCUGCUCAACGUGUCUCGUCGCUACGUCAAGAAGUUUGGCAGCAAUGACGGAAACGACAGCAUCGUGGGCUUCAACAGCGCCAGCGAGCUGUGCAGGGAGCUCGACGCCCUUGCCGAUGUCUUGUGGCUAUCGGGCACGCCGAGCCUUCAGAUCCCCUUCCUGCUCAGGCUGGCCAGCGACUUUACCCAGUACAUCAGGUCCUUCCCGCCAGCGCCCCGCGCGACCUUCGCCCUGCUUCGCAAGCUGGACCAUUGCUUCGCGAGCCUGCUCGGCGGCCAAGACAUUGACUCCGCCGAGCCGCUUCCCGGGUUCGAGAACGGCUUGCGCGCGGGCAUGACGGUCACCGACAUGGUGCGGUGCCGGAGCCUGGUGGAGCAGACACGCGUGCUCAUGGUCGAGCUGAUGAGCCAAGGCACCGAGGAGGAGGAGGAGGAAGAUGAGGACGAGUCAGAGACAGACACCGACAACGGACUGGGCGGCGCGCAGGCAUCAGCCUGGGACACCGACGAGGAGAGGCUGCACAUGGAUGCGGCGAGGGUGUACGAGCAGACGAUUGUCAAGCUCGGCGACCGCUUGGGAGAGCCGCUCGUGGGUGAAAACGCGCCGACCAACGACCUCGUCCUAGACAUUUGA
Molecule: messenger RNA, 813 nt
Organism: Purpureocillium lilacinum
Lineage: Eukaryota; Fungi; Ascomycota; Sordariomycetes; Hypocreales; Ophiocordycipitaceae
Cellular component (GO): transcription factor TFIIH holo complex
Source: RefSeq, a predicted model, not a curated record